Molecule: messenger RNA, 3973 nt
Organism: Aedes aegypti (yellow fever mosquito)
Lineage: Eukaryota; Metazoa; Arthropoda; Insecta; Diptera; Culicidae
Exons: 7
Coding region: 173-2386 (737 amino acids)
Biological process (GO): mRNA splicing, via spliceosome
Cellular component (GO): nuclear speck
Molecular function (GO): RNA binding
Source: RefSeq, a predicted model, not a curated record
AUGCCGGGCUGAAGGUGUCAAAAGCCGCGUACACAUCGUUUUUCACGUUCUUGUUUUACCAAAUAUUGUAAAUUUUAAGUGAAGCGUCCCACUUGAAAAUAGUGAAUAAUUGAAGAAUAGUGGUUAUUCUUCUGGAAUAGAAUCAUUUUCUGUGCUAGUUUGAUUGGUGAAAAUGGCCACAGCUGAAAACACAGUGAACAAAGCCGCAGACAACGGCAAAAAGUUGAAUGUCGGCAACUUGCCUGCUGAUGUAACCGAAGAUGAACUGCGUGAGCACUUCAAGGACUUUACUGUGGAAAAUGUUGAAAUUUUCCAUUAUCUCAAAUACACCCUGGCGUUGCUGUUGUUCAAGGACAAGGACACGGCAACGAAGGCCCUCAAGGAGAAGGAAGGUUCCAUGUUCCGCAAUCGGCGCUUGAGAAUGCACAUCGAGUAUAUUGCUAUUUGGAACAUCAAGAAAAAUGUUUUCGUCACUGUCGUUGAUGACAACACGACCGAAGAAGAGGUUUACGACAAGUACAAGGAUGUCACCGAAAUAACCGGUGUCCUUGUGUUCCAUCCAUUGGCAUACGUUUCCUGCAAGACGCAGGAACAAAAGGAAGCAGCCAUCAAGGAACUCAAUUCUGAAGAAGUUAAGGUGUACGACGUCACUGGACACGAUCAAAAUCAUCACAUUGAAAUCUGGCGUGCCGCCAAGCUGUUCUUCCGCAACAUGAACCGCGUAUCGUUGAUUAAUCUUCCGGAAAGCUGGGUUUCCAACCAGGAAGAGCUGAAGAAGGCUGUUGCCCACACUGGAACUACGACCGAGGUCAAAGUGAUCAACAAUAGCCACGGUGCUGUCGCUCAGCUAUUCUACGAAAAUGAGGAAACCGCCCGGAAGGCCGCCCUGGAACUCAACCAGAAAAUAUUCGACGGCAAGCGGAUUCACGCACUGCACGUGACUGCGGCUCUCAUUCCGAACUACGAAACCAGCGUUUACCUCACAUCCCUGGAGAAAGCAACGUCUGAGGAGACCAUCUACGAUCAUUUCAAACAGUUUGGCGAAAUUGAAUUUGUCAGUCGCCGUAAAUGCGCCGAUGAGCAUGCAGUUAUAUGCUUCAAGAAUGCCAGUGCGGUUGAGAAGGCUCUGGAGUGCAAAACGCUCCCAAUUACCAAGCCGCUCAGCGACGUCACCGAGGAGAGGGCUAUUACCGUGAAGAGAUACAACGGACCGUUGAUCAUUGAUCUUAAACCAUCACACGUCAAGAAGCUCCUAGAAGAUGGAGAGGAAUCCAAAAUGCGCCCUCCGCCGCUUCCGUUGGCUAAACUGUGGCCAAUCUAUGUUUCCAAUCUGCCGUACACCGCUGAUAAGCGCGACAUCAGAGAUUACUUCUCCAGCGUCGGUGGACAUAUCAAGUUUAUCUUUUCGCCAAAUAUUCCAGCCUACAAGACCAGCCAAACUUCCAUGGUGAUGGCUGCAUUGAUCUAUUAUGCACGCCGCGAGCAGGCUACUGACGCUAUCAAGGCUUUCAACGGCAAACACUUCCAGAACCGUUGCCUGCACGUGUUCCCAGGACGCAAGGACACUUACUUCAAUCCGGAGACUUCGGUUCGCUUGGUUCGUUUGACAAUUGGUGUAACCGAGGAAAAAUUGUUCGAGAAAUUCCGCAAGUUUGGUUUCAUCGAGUGCGUGGUCAAACGCAAUCGUAACACCGCGCUCAUUGAAUUCCGCGACAAAGAGGUCUGCGACAAGGUUCUCCAGCUUCCCGACAGCGAGAAACCCGUCCGCUGUGGUAUCGAACCCUUGACGACAAAGGUCAAUCGUAAAAUUUUCAAAGAAAACGACGAGAAGAUCUCCCUGGCUAUGCAGGAAAUCAUCGACAAAAACCCGGCUGUCCUGGAGAACGUACAGUCGACAAGAUUCAGCGGCCCACCACCGCUGAAGCGUGGACGAUUCAACGGUCCCGAUCCAAACUUUGGCGGCAAUCGUGGUGACUUCAACAAUGGAAACGAUUUCAGCAAUCCGCAAGUCAUUCAAGAUCUGCUCCGUUUGGCUUUCAUAUCCGGCAAAAAUCUGGGCGAGGGCAUAGCCAGUGGAAACAACAACCCAUUCAACAGCUCAGACUCGCCACUGUCAGGAUUGAAUCUUUCCAACGGAUUCAGCGGCCGUAACUUCGGUGGCGGAUCGAACAACUUUGGAAACAACGCCGGCAACCGAAACAACUUCGGAGGCAACCCGAACAACCCCGGUCAACGAAACUUCGGCGGCCAGCAACGAAACCCGAACAAUCCUGGUAAUGCUUUUGGCGGUGGCAAUCCGAACAAGUUUGGCAGUUCCAACAACCAGCAGCAAAACCGCAACCUGAACCAAAACCGCCCGGAGAGAAACAUGAACAGACGCUUUUAGACAAACAGCCGCCUGUAAAUCCUUGUAAGAGUGAGAGCAAUGGCGGGGCUAACCUAGGACGAAGGUUGCCAACUAUGUUUCCGAAUGCGACUUCGAUACGGAUGACUAUUUCGUAGAGAUAUCGCCUUCCCCGACUUUUUCCAGCGAGCAGAAAAAUAUUUAAAACUACAUUGUGUGACCGUAUGGAAAAUCAUAUUCAAGACGAAAAGAGGCAAUUUGCAUACAAUACAGUUUAAUGACGAUGGAGAUAUAACUACAUUUUCAAUGAUGAUAAAAAAAUAUUCUUACUUUUACGAUUUAAUGGAUUUUAGAUGAUCUUGAUUUGAUAUGUGUAUGAGGAUUAUAAAAUAUACAACAAAACUUAUUGUAAUUCCACAACAAUUGGUAGUUUCGUAAUUGUAAUUACACUUAAGAUUCGAUUUUAUUUAAUCGCAGCAUUAUAGCAUUUUAUUGUGGAGAAAGAAACUUGAAAUUCAUCAAACUACAAAUUUAAAUGGUAAUGAAGCAAAACAAAUCAAUGGAAAUUUGUGGAUAAAGAAGCAAAAAAUUCAUUGUAUUAGUAAACUUAAACCAUUUUGACAAGAUCAAAGCAUAAUACAAAACUAUUGAAAAAUCUCGUCGGUGGUGAGUAUUGGCGCAAACAAUUUUUGAGACAUGGUUCGAAAAACGUCACUAAAUGUGAUCUGAUACCGUUUCCUUGUUCUCUGCCGCACCCCGACGAAUUUGAUAUGAUCAUAAAUUAUUAAAAAAAAUCUAUAAACGUAAUCUUAUCAAUAUAAGAAAGUUUGUCUUUUGCAUCUUGAACAAUUAUUAAACAAAAAGUAAUGAUAUAGUGGAAAUUUUCGCACUUACCCAUGGAAAACGUCGCUGUCAACUGGAGUAAAAAAGAAAAAAAGAAGCCCAAAAUAAUUGUUUUCAGCACUUCUCGCUAUGUUGGAUGGAAUGCUUCCAACUAAUGUACGAUGUCAAUGGAUUUUAAAUGUUUGAGUCCAAUUUUUAUGAGAGGUGGCAGCAACGUGGUGCGCUAAAUGGUAGAAGUUAGUUUUUUUUUUGUUCGUUUGAUUUUUCUUUCCAUAUAAACUACACUUUCUUCGUGUUUUUGGAUAGUAUAAAAACUCUGCAUGAACGUUUCCUUUCUUUUUAUAUUUUAUGAGAUCCGAUUGCUUCAGAGAGUGGGACACAACCUCCCCUCAACCACACAAACACACAAAUAAUGUUGAAGCUAGUUAUGGAUCAGAAGAGAAUCAACUGAGAACUGUUCAUUGGAAGAGAUGGUGGCCGAACCGAACGCAUUUCUGAAACCAUCUUUCUGUGGCAGCAAAUGUCGUUUUUCGGGGACUGUGAGAGCACUGCUGGCAUAUGACCGGGGUUGGCUACCGGGACUAAAGCAGGACCUUGCUGCCAUCAGAGAGAUGUGGAUGAACACACACACACACAUCGUAACUGGAAGAAACAACAGUAAAUGAUUUACAGUCAACGUGUCUUAGUGCGGAUGUUGACACAAAUUAAUAUUAAACCUAAUUUAAGUGUGAAUAAUGGUAACAUUAUAAACUAAUAAAAUAGUGCAAAACGUAUUGGAAAGCUGUA